AUGAAAGGUGACGUUAAUUCAUGUCGUAAAGUACCUCCGGGUGUUAGAUUCAAAAUGAAAGAAAACUUGGACAUCUUUGCUGCAAAGAAGCGUAAAACUCAAGAAAUUCUUGAUGCGUGUAACCCACAUAGUUCUUACUAUCGGGAAAAAGAAGAGCAAAUGUAUAGAGAUUUGGGUGAUGAUGACGAUGUUCAAGAAAUCAUCCCUCCUAAUUCUAAAGGAAAGGGUACAGUUGUUGUGAAAAAUGAAAGAAAGGAAAGGGGAAUUAAACACUUAAAGCAACAAAAUGGAAUUGGUUCUUACUUCAUUCCAAGAACAGGUCCUGGUAACCAACCUACUAUCAAAAGCGUUCUUCAGAGCAAAGAAGCAAUAAAAAAGUGUGAUCUUACUCUAUCGAAGUGGAUGAUUGAUUCAUGUAUUCCUUUCAAUGCUGUAAAUUCUGUGUAUUAUCAACAAAGUAUAGAUGACAUAGCUAGCAUGGGCCCUGGCUAUAAAGGUCCAAACUUUCACAGUCUUCGAGGUUAUUUGUUGGCUAAAAAUGUCAAGGAGGUGCAGAAUUACAUUGAAAGCUAUCAUUCAACAUGGAAGGCUACAAGUUGUACAAUUAUGGCAGACGGUUCGGAAUUUGUGGUCCAUAUAGUGACAGACAACGCUGCAAAUUAUGUUACCGCUGGUAGGUUAUUGGAACAAGAGUUUCAAACAUUAUUUUGGUCUCCAUGUGCAGCUCAUUGCAUUAAUCUAAUGUUUCAUGAUAUUGGUAAGCUUGAUGAAGUUAUUAAUAUCGUAUCUCAGGCAUCAAAAAUCACAAAAUACAUAUACAAUCAUUGUUACUCAUUGCAUUUGAUGAGAAAGUUUACUGGAGGAAAAGAAAUACUUCGACCUGCUCCCACUCAUUUUGCCACCAAUUUUAUUGCUUUACAAAGCAUUUUGAUCCAAAAGGAUCCAUUAAGAGCAAUGGUAACAUCUAGAGAGUGGACAUUAUCAGCAUAUGCAAAAGAAAGUAAAGGAAAAAGAUUCGUUGAUGAUGUACUUGAUCCAGUAUUUUGGAAAGAGUGCGCUACUAUUGUGCAGCUCAUUGAGCCCUUUGUUCGUGUUCUACGCAUUGUUGAUAGUGACGAAAAGCCUUCAAUGGGCUACUUGUAUGAAGCUAUUCAUGUGGCAAAAAGUGAGAUGGAACGCAGAUUUCAAAGAAGGAAAAAUAGAAUUGCUCCUUAUUUACAAAUUAUUCAGAACCGAUGGAAUAGUCAAUUGCGUAAGAAUCUUCAUGCUGCUGGAUAUUGGUUAAAUCCUUCUUUUCAAUAUGAUAAUCUUGAUAUGGAAAAUCAUAAACAAACUAUUUCAGGACUUUUAGAUUUAAUUGAGAGAUAUGCUUACGAUCAACCCGAUUUAAGAAGUAAAUUGACGGGUGAAAUGAAACUAUUUAGGCAAGCACAAGGUGAUUUUAGACGUUUAUCUGCUGUAACUGAUCGCCAUAAAAUGGCUCCUGAUGAAUGGAAUUAUUUCAAGAGUCGAAAUUAUGAUCCUAUCGACUUUGAAAAGUUUGGCAUCUAUGGUAAUUGGGUGUUAGAGGAAGAGCCACCAACUUUGGUAGAAGAUGAGUUGGAGGUAUUUCGUCGUGAAUUGGGUGCAUAUGAAUUACAUUUUGAUGAUCUUGAUCUUGAUGAUUGUGAAAAUUUUGGCAACGGCAAUGAAAAUACAAGUGAUACAAACAAUGGAAACGAUGAUUUUAGCAUGACUGAGACUCCGUCAUUUAUAUAA
This is a messenger RNA of Olea europaea var. sylvestris, 1758 nucleotides long. RefSeq lists its product as uncharacterized. The transcript is spliced from 5 exons. The record is from RefSeq and is a predicted model, not a curated record. Lineage: Eukaryota; Viridiplantae; Streptophyta; Magnoliopsida; Lamiales; Oleaceae. Bases 1 to 1758 code for a protein of 585 amino acids.